AUGCAAUAACAAAAAAACAAAAAAAAGAAAUUUUAAAAGCACCAAAGAUCUGGUUAAUAACAUGCAUAAUCAGAUAUUCUAUAUAGUGGAUUUCUAAUUACAUGUGAUAAGAAUAGAGAAAGAGAAUCAGUGAAAGAAGGCUAUUAAAUCAUUGAAUAAUAUGUAGAAUAAAUUUAUCCUUAAGAAUCAUAAAAAUAUGAAAAAAUGCUUGAAUAAAAUGCAAAUAACAAAGGAAUGAUCAAAAUGCUAUAUAAUUUUGAAACUAAAGUAAAAUGCGUGAUUUUCAUCAGAAUUAAUAGUUAAGAAUUUCCAUCAAUAGAUGUUGAUGAAUUAAGUCGAAUUAUCUUAAGUGAUGUUUAUGAAAAGUCUUAACAAGUUGCUCGUUAUAUCUAUAGAUUGAUUCCCAUUUAAUAUGUAUUUCGAGCAACUUUAGAUGAAUUUAAAAAAUACGCUACUCUACUUAUCAAUAAGUAUUUCCAAUUAGAUAGACCACAUCCAUGGUUUUUGAUAUUUAAAACUAGAUACACUGAUAAAAUCAAUAAAUAAUAGGUAUUAUCAAUCUUGUAAGGUUUAAUCGAACCAUUACACUAUCAAGAUUGGUAAGAACCUGAAUUUGUUUUCUUUGUAGAAGUGAACGGUGCCAUUAUGUACAUAAAUAUUUUACCUAAAUAUCAUGAAUUUAGAGAAUACUCAAUUAGAAAAGGUGGAUAACCUAUCUUAGAUACUAUUCCUGAAAGAAAAACUAAUUUUGCAGACAAAAUAGUCAAAAAAGUCAAAUGUUAAAAAGAUGAAGAAGUCUAAAAUGUUAUAAGUAUUUAGGAUCCAAAUUCAGACUUUUAAAAAAAAGAAUUUUUCGUAGAAGCAGACGUAGAUUUGUUGUGA
Messenger RNA from Paramecium sonneborni, 882 nucleotides. The record is from the annotation of a GenBank genome assembly. NCBI's taxonomy places the organism in Eukaryota, Ciliophora, Oligohymenophorea, Peniculida, Parameciidae.